AUGCAACGCACAAAUCCUGAAGGUCCCAAAUGUUCCAUGGACGGACCUCCUGGGUUCUUAUUCCGCAACCCCGCGCAAGAAACUGAAAGGAAACUUGGCAUCAAACUUCCAGCAGAUUAUGAAGAAUUUCUAAGUAUCAUGAAUGGUUUUGAGCAGAGCCGGGGCGACGAGGAGCAGAAUUCUGCAGGGAACAUAGGGGACUUUUUAAAGCUGGGAUGGUGUUUUGGUUACAUGGGCAUCUGGGGCGUGGCAUUGAUGACAACCUACCUCAGGCUUCACUGCCCACACAAGGGAACAGGUGGAAAAUCCCUGUUGAAUCGCCAACGACGAGGUUCUUCGGAUAUCAAUGCUGUCAAAACGCCUCCCACGUUGCUCUAG
Messenger RNA from Histoplasma capsulatum G186AR, 378 nucleotides. RefSeq lists its product as uncharacterized. The transcript is spliced from 2 exons. The record is from RefSeq and is a predicted model, not a curated record. Lineage: Eukaryota; Fungi; Ascomycota; Eurotiomycetes; Onygenales; Ajellomycetaceae. The coding region runs from base 1 to 378 and encodes 125 amino acids.